Molecule: messenger RNA, 2465 nt
Organism: Oncorhynchus tshawytscha (Chinook salmon)
Lineage: Eukaryota; Metazoa; Chordata; Actinopteri; Salmoniformes; Salmonidae
Gene: nmd3
Product: NMD3 ribosome export adaptor
Exons: 17
Coding region: 252-1946 (564 amino acids)
Biological process (GO): ribosomal large subunit export from nucleus
Cellular component (GO): nucleus; cytoplasm
Molecular function (GO): ribosomal large subunit binding
Source: RefSeq, a predicted model, not a curated record
UACUAAGGGAUAGAGCUGUGGUGAAAAUGGACUUUUCGGUCGAAGCAUGUUAGGAGAAUUUACGCAGUAGGUUAUGAGAAUGAACCUAACAGGUUUUGGGAGAAUUGGGUUAAGGUCAGGAAAAGAGUUAGCUUAAGCUAAAAUGCACCAAAAAAAAUCGACUUUGACGUCAAUUGGACAAAAACUGUAUCCCAUCUAGACAUGACCCCAGUUCGGUUAUAAAACAGAUAAGGCAAAGGUUUAGAAACUCUAUGGAUAAGCUACUGCACUCAGGCAAACGAGAGGGGACUGGGUCCUUUUCUCACCAGAAAGUGGUGUGUCGUCAUCACCCUGCUCCUCCUUUCCAGUUUGUGUUGGUGAAACGUGGAGGUCCGCAACGUGGCUUGGAAAAACAUUCUGCAAAUCUCACUACAACACCCACACCAUUUAUAAUGGAGUACAUGCAAGCACCUGCUACAAGCAGCCAGGGGAACAUCCUGUGCUGCACCUGUGGCAUCCCCAUCCCCCCAAACCCAGCCAACAUGUGUGUGUCUUGCCUCCGGACCACAGUGGAUAUCUCCGAGGGAAUCCCCAAGCAAGUCAAUCUGCACUUCUGCAAGCAGUGUGAACGGUACUUGCAGCCUCCAGCCUCCUGGGUGCAGUGUGCUCUGGAGUCCAGGGAACUGCUCGCCCUCUGCCUUAAAAAACUGAAGGGCAACAUGACCAAAGUGCGUCUGAUCGAUGCUGGAUUCCUGUGGACGGAACCCCACUCCAAGCGGAUCAAGUUGAAGGUGACCAUACAGAAAGAGGUGAUGAACGGAGCCAUCCUGCAGCAGGUGUUUGUGGUGGAGUUUGUCAUCCAGGGCCAGAUGUGUGACGACUGCCACCGUGUCGAGGCCAAGGACUUCUGGAACUCUGUGGUGCAAGUCAGACAGAAGACUUCUCACAAGAAGACCUUCUACUACCUGGAGCAGCUGAUUCUCAAGCACAAACUCCAUCAGAAUGCACUCAACAUCAAGGAGAUCCAUGAGGGUAUUGAUUUCUACUAUGCCACCAAGCAGCAUGCUCAGAAGAUGGUGGAUUUCCUCCAGUGCACAGUCCCCUGCAGGUCGAAGACCUCCCAGCGCCUCAUCUCCCACGACAUCCACUCAAACACAUUCAACUACAAGAGCACCUACUCCAUUGAGAUUGUUCCUGUUUGCAAGGACAACGUGGUGUGUCUGUCGCCACGUCUGGCUCAGAGCCUGGGGAACAUGGGCCAGGUGUGUGUGUGCGCCCGAGUCACCAGCACCAUCCACCUCAUUGACCCCAACACCCUGCAGAUCGCUGAGGUGGACGGGGGCACAUACUGGCGCAACCCCUUCAACAGCCUUGUUAGCCCACGGCAACUGGAGGAGUUCAUCGUCAUGGAUACUGACAUCAUCAGGAACCAGAAGCUGGGGGCGGGAGCAGGCAUAAGGUCCAAUAAGCACACCCUGGCUGAGGUGUGGGUGCAGAAAACCUCAGAGAUGGACACGGCUCAGCAGUACCACUGUCGCACCCACCUGGGCCACCUGCUCAACAUAGGAGACCUGGUUCAGGGCUUUGACUUUGCCAAUUCCAACGUUAAUGAUGAGUUUCUGAACAAGAUGAACCCGAGUCAUAUUCCUGACGUGGUGCUAAUCAAGAAGAGCUACAACCGCAGCAAGAGGGUGAAGCGCAGGAACUGGAAGCUGAAAGAGAUGGACAAAGAUAGAGAGGGCAUGGCGCCUGAAGACGAGAGACAAUACCAGGACUUCCUAGAGGACCUGGAGGAGGACGAAGCCCUGAGAAAGAACGUCAACAUCUUCCGAGAUGCGUCUAAGAUCCCAGUGGAGAGUGAUACGGAUGACGAGGGCGCCCCUCGGAUCUCUCUGAUGGAGAUGCUGGAGGACCUCAGCCUGACAGACGCCACCGGGGGAGAGGGAGCCGACAUGCUGACCGAAUAGACCAAUCACCAGCAUGCUUACAUCCACAUAAUGACUGUUCAGACCAAUCAGGGUCUUAACAACAUCAACAUGAUGUUUGACUAGACAAAUGGGCUCCAGGGUGGAGCAGCGGUCUAAGGCACUGCAUCUCAGUGCAGUGUUCGAAUCCAGGCUGUAUCACAACUGGUCGUGAUUUGGAGUUCUAUAGGGCGGCGCACAAUUGGCCCUGCGCCAUCCGGGUUUGGCCGUCAUUGUAAAUAAGAAUUUGUUCUUAACUGACUUGCCUAGUUAAAGGUUCAAUAAAAAUCCUACUAAUAACAUGAGUGAUUAGUAGUCCAAUAAGAAUGGCAAUGCGCUGUCAGCUACCAUUGCUUACAGUCUACCCCCAACAGAAGCCACUCAGAAUGCAGCAGAAGGGUCACUUCUGAGGAUGCUGAAUUAUUGAGUGGAUCCUGCCCUUUGUGUGACCCUUCCCUGUCUCCAUAUUAGAGGCAGUGGUUUGUGGUGAUGUACACCAAAUAAAAUAUAACCUGGUUACAA